This is a messenger RNA of Teleopsis dalmanni, 763 nucleotides long. Its product is annotated as ubiquitin-conjugating enzyme E2 W-like. The transcript has 5 exons. The coding region runs from base 41 to 613 and encodes 190 amino acids. The record is from RefSeq and is a predicted model, not a curated record. NCBI's taxonomy places the organism in Eukaryota, Metazoa, Arthropoda, Insecta, Diptera, Diopsidae.
UAAACUUAAGCAUAAAUAAAUAAAAACAAAUACAGCAAAUAUGUUAAAAAUUUUUAAAAAUAAAAAAGACAAACCGACUAAAUCGGAAAUUAUCACUGAAACAAAUAUACCGACGAAGUCGACUACUACAAAAUGUGGAAAACCUUUAGUACUAGACAACCAUCGCUGGGAGAGACGACUUCACAAGGAGCUGAUGUCUUUAAUUAAGGAACCACCACCAGGCGUGACUGUUGAUACGGAAAGUGUUGGACAAAAUUUGGCAGAGUGGAAAAUACAAAUUGCUGGUUUUGAGGGUACACUGUAUGAAGGAGAAUGUUUUGAGCUUCUAUUUAAAUUCAAUAACAAAUAUCCCUUCGAUUCGCCAGAGGUAACAUUUGUUGGAAAUAAUAUACCUGUUCAUCCUCACGUCUAUUCAAAUGGUCACAUUUGCCUCUCUAUUCUUACUGAUGAUUGGUCACCAGCGUUAUCAGUUCAAUCUGUGUGCUUAAGUAUUGCCUCCAUGCUGAGUAGCUGCCGCGAAAAGAAACGUCCGCCAGAUAACACACUCUAUGUCAAAACCUGCAACAAAAAUCCAAAGAAGACCAAGUGGUGGUACCAUGAUGACUCUGUCUAGUGUGAGUGGCAUACUGUCAAGUACCUCAAAAUUUUAAAAUCUUCUCUACAACAAUCGCUAUCGGUACUUUGGCUAGAAAUAAAAAAACCCCUCAAACACAUCAAGAGUAGGAAAAAUUUAUUUUUUAAAAAAUUGGCAAAACUUUGAUGU